UUAUGGCAUAAUCAAAAUAACGUGUCCGCUCACUUGAUGGGUGAAUUACAAAAUUACUAUGGGAUGCUGAUGUCAAAGUUGCUGACCUUUCACCAGGAUCAAACUAGUUCCGGUGCAAUCACCAGUGUUAGCAGACGACGAUUGGGUUUUGCCCGCGCGACGUAGCAGUCUGACUGUGGUAUUGAUCGAGAACAUCACAUUCAAAAUGCGGGAAACCGUUAUCAUGGCUUGACAAUAAUGGAGCAGCAUGUAUAUGGAGGAGGGAGAGCAAGAAGAAGAGCAAAAAGCCGUCAAGCAGUCGCUAUGUGGUUCUCUCCGCCAUGACGCCCACUGGAAGUGCCUCAUUCUCACCGUGCUCAUCUACAGCUGCCUCGGUGCUGUCGCCUGGUGCCGCCUGACCAUCGUCAACAGGCAGAUGGUCGACUACUAUAUCACCCUGACGCCGCUCAACCGCUCCAACCCGUGCAACGACGGCUACAUCUACAUCCCCGUGGCCUUCGUCAUCAUGCUGUACCUCGUGUACCUGGUGGAGUGCUGGCACAGUCACACGCGCAUCGAGCUGCAGUACAAGGUGGACAUCAAUUCCGUGUACGACCGGGUGGCCGUCAUGAAGGAGGCGCUGCCCAUCAUCUGGUGGAAGGCCAUAUGCUACCACUACGUGCGGCGCACCCGCCAGGUCACCAGGUACCGUAACGGGGACGCGUUCACGUCCAGCCAGAUCUAUUACGAAAGGGUGAACUCUUGCACGGCGGGAUCCGCGUUCAACUUCACCAACUGUGGCAUUAAGGACAGGUCGAAGAAGCUGUGUUCCUUGGAGAAAUAUCCGGCCACCAAGAUAAGGUUCACGAAGGGCUUUUCGUUCCUCACGAUCGAGGCGGAGUGUGAGUUCGAGGACCAGCGCGCACAGUUCUUCCAGGAAUACGAAACCAGAGACGACUACAUGGAAGGUAGGGAAGGGAUGGAUCUGUUGAAUGUUCACUUUAAGGAAUACAUGAUAGCCUUCGCCGAUCCCGAUCAUCUGCCGUGGUACGUGUCGAACAUGAUAUUCUGGGUGGCCUCUUUCCUCCUUCUCUCGUGGCCUUUACGUGUGAUUAUAGAAUACAAGACAGCCCACCUUCAUUAUCAUGUUCACAAGUGCUUUGGGACAAACUAUGUGAAUGCAGCCGUCGUACCUGCAGCUAUAUCUCGCGCCACUACGAUGAACAGCACAGAUUUCGAGAUGAACAUCCGGAACAAUAAUAUACUGGUUCCCAGUUAUUCCGAAGCGCUGUUGUUUGACCCAACCAUUCAGCGGUACACGCCCGAUGCAAACGGUUUCAUCACCACCAGGGUACCGCCGCGUAGCCUGACGUUUUCAGCUCUUCCGCCAUCAAAUAGUAGUGGUUUUAUUCGAGCCUUCUUCUCUCGAGAUUUCCUGUCGAGCAUGAGAUUUCGUACGUACAACAGUUGCACCGCCAUUGGCGAUGACGACAGGAAUGCCCUCACUGGACAGGAUGACGAGGAUUUCGUGCGAUCUGGAUCUUUUCGUCGAAAGCAGAAACAGAAGAAACAAAAACGUCCUUCAAGCACCAUUCACCUCAAUACGUUUACCAGGGCCGUAACCGUGCUCACGUCCCCGGACAGAACAGAGGAACGGACGACCAACUUCUUUCCAUCGUCACUACCCGCCGUGAACAUUCAGCCCGAGAACAGGCGGAGUAGUUACCUGUGUAAUGCCAGUUCUAGUUUUUCACAUGGGUCUCGAGCUGACAGUGUUACCAGUCCGGAUACGCCAAGCGAACACAUCAUAUUCGAACUUGGAGAGGAAACUGAUCACGCAGACAUGCACACUUCCGGAAGUGACGUCACGCAGCCUCCACCCUAUGAAGACGCUCUGAAUAUGCAAAGACUUUUGGAGGAAACGCCCGAAAUGAAUAAUCCGAUUCCACACGAGCAAUUAACUAAUGAAAAUCAAACUAUUUUAUCACCUGACCAAGCUCAGCGAUAUUAUCGCACAAUUGAAUGUAUGGAAACUGCAUUGUGAAGCAAUUUACCGAUGAGUUAUAUUUAUCCAGUACUGGGACUGUUAUAGUAAUAUUUAAUAGCUCGUAAUAUACACGUCAUCUCUCUGUCCUGGACAGACAGCCCAGUAAAUUGAAGUGCGUACCAGGAGAGUGUUCUUGGACCUUACUCUGAUAUGAGCAAGAAAAUCAAGUAAUAAUACAUUUGACACAAGAUUGUUACAUAAACAUUUUGAUUACCAAGUUCUUUCAUUUGAAUAUACACGUAACAGUUGGUUAAUUUGUAUUUUACCUAAUGUGUGCAAUAACCUGCGUUAUGUGUGCAAUAACCUGAGUUGUGUAUGCGUCUCCAAGUGGUCCUGUGAUUUUUUGUUUUAUUCCAAAGAUGAUCUCGUCGUACAUAAAUGUACAAACAAGAGGAAACUGUGUUAAAUAUCAUUUAUAAUUAUUAUAGUUAUUGAAGAUCUACUCGGCUUCAAAGAUCAUCUAUAGGAAUCUUCUAUUUGUCUAGUACAAGUUAUGGAGUUGUACUAAUUUUUAAAUAAUUAAAAUUAAUAACACCAGUAUAACUUGAACAUUUAAUUAUGCAAUUAGCAUAAUAUAUUCUACAGUUGGAGAUAAUAGAUAAAGACCAAUAUAAAUUGAAACAUGAACAUUGACCAUAAUUUUGUCAUUACAGCAAUUCUAAUGAUUUUUCACACUAGACUUUUUCACACAGUCUAUUUUAAAAGGCAGGACAUUAAAUAAGAUUGUGACAGACAUUUAUAGAUCGGAACUAGAUGUAUACAUGCUGCUGUGUUUCCAUUGUGUUGUCAAUAUUUAACCAACACUCUUUAGCUUAGCAGUCUGACUGGCAUGUUGAUAGCGCCAUAGACGUGGCAAUACUUUUCUCUCUCUUUUUACCUGGAUUGGCCUCAAUUUAACAAUGACCAGAUAGUAUUGCCUCUGGGUUGUUCUAAAUGAAGUUGAAUAGAGUCUGCCACUGUGCUUUAGCUGUUGUAACACCAAACUAAAUGUUACCGUAUAUGAGUUGCAAUAAAACGUGUAUUUUUCUA
Molecule: messenger RNA, 3055 nt
Organism: Gigantopelta aegis
Lineage: Eukaryota; Metazoa; Mollusca; Gastropoda; Neomphalida; Peltospiridae
Product: transmembrane protein 151B-like
Exons: 2
Coding region: 248-2023 (591 amino acids)
Source: RefSeq, a predicted model, not a curated record